CGACAACAGUAAACAACAAUCAGCUGUUGUUGUGAUUGUUGUGCAAAGUUUAUUUGUUUGUUGUUUAAUAAUAUUCAAUUCAAAAUAUUAAAAAUGUUCUAAAAACAUCAUCAUGUUGAAUUCAAAUUGCAAAAUCCUCCUCCUCUUAACAGUGACAAUCGUCAAUUGCGAACCCCCAAUCACUGUCAGCCCCAGUUGCGCCCCCUCGAACCCCCAAAUCGAGAAUGGGGACGUUAUUUUAAACCAAAACCACCAAAAGCAAAUCGCCACCGCCACCGUAACGUGUCACGAAAAUUAUACUUUAAUUGGUCAGAAUUUGGUUUUACUCCAGUGUGUCUCCAAUCAGUGGAAGUUUGUUUACGGCCAGGAGUUUCCCAAGUGCGAGAGACGAUGUCCACCACCACCGUUUUUAGAACAUGGUGAAACUGGUUUAGAAAAACAAUAUGUGGACCUCUACAAGCCUUCCAACACUUACUCUGAAGGCACAAUAGCUCGGUACACCUGCAAAGACGGCUACCAAUUGGAACCAGCAACUGAAGCGUCUAGAAUUUGCCAAAAAGGUUCUUGGACUGGAAAAAAUUUAUUUUGCAAAGCCUCUGAUGAGAUGAGCUAUUGUACCAGGCCUCCAAUGGUGGAAAACGGCUUUAUGGAACCGUCUGAGUAUGCGCCUAUUUCGGUCGGGCAAGAAAUUGUUUAUCAGUGCUUGUCUGGGUAUAGGAUGGUGGGUUCUGAACGGAUCCGGUGUUCUAAUGAUGGGGUUUGGGUGCCGGACGUGCCUUCUUGUCAUAAGGAAUCUGAUUUUUUCCCAACAAGCGAAUGCGCCAGUCGACCAUUACUAAACCCCAAACUUCAUUCGCGCAUCGAAAUAACGUCAAUUUCCAGUGACGCUGUCGAAGUAGGCUGUCAAGUCAACUAUCAAAACUAUUUGGCCCUCUGUCAAACGUCAAAGUUUUACUGCAAACACGGCAAAUGGGUGGGAAUGUAUCCGAGAUGCGUCGAGGCCCGUACCUGUAAACCACCGCCCACUAUAGCUUACGCCGUAGCUGUCAACCAUAAUUUCGACACUACGUAUACCGACGGUAUCCCUUUUUAUCCUAUAAACGAACAAAUGAGGUACGAGUGUUUGAAAGGAUACGUCAUAGAUGGCAGUGCGGUGAUCACUUGUCAACCUAACGGGUGUUGGGAACCCACUGAAUUUUGGCCUACAUGCGUUAGAACCAAAGAGAGCUUUUUUAUUGAAUUAAAUGAUAUCAAUGCCAUUCUGAUAUCCAGCGCAAUUGGAGCGGGCGUUUUAGGCAUUUUACUAUUCGCCUGUUUAUUGGCUGCUUGUAAAAAACGCCGGGCGCUGACCAGGGCAGUGUCAGCGCUUCCCGCUACUUCCGGUGGGGGCGCUACUGAAAUUGUCAACGAUCACGCUGUUUUGCUACAACAUCCCGAUCGCUUGGCUUUAAUCGCUUUUGCUGACGGAGUACAAAAUAGUCAGGCUACGUCGUUGCCGUCAUACGAUGAAGCCACCCGAGACGGCCGAUCGACGCUGAUCCAAGUGAGCCGCCUGCAAAUCCAACGUCCCCAUUGGCCGAAUUUGACAGUUUGUCGUACGAGCGCGCGCACUCGAGGCUCGCCGAACAAUAACGAUGCAACUUCGGGCAAUCACCGACACGGAUCUUUUGCCUCUCAUACUCCCAGCAUGAGAUCCAAUGGCGAAUCGAUGGGUUCGACAGAAACAGUCACAAUUUCCGAAGGUUCCACAAACGUCACUUUGGAUACGGCGUCGUCGCACAGCGCCCUUUCGCAAAACAGCCAAAACCCUUCCUGUCGGGUGCACUGCGGCAGUUUGGCAUCGUUCGACGGAUGCAGCGUUGCCAACAAUACCGAAGGGAUUCCUUUGUUGGAAGAAAACGAAUUGGAAGAUGCGAAUCUAGCCGAUAACGUUUCCUGUCAAAUGUCUACGCACAGCGCUAAUUGAUUAUGUAUGUAUGCUUAUUAUUAUUAUUAUUUUCAACCAAAGAUCUGUUUAGUUUAUAGAAAAUUAGCCCUUAAAAAUAUAUAUAAAAUGCUUUAAUUUGAUUG
Molecule: messenger RNA, 2070 nt
Organism: Ceutorhynchus assimilis (cabbage seed weevil)
Lineage: Eukaryota; Metazoa; Arthropoda; Insecta; Coleoptera; Curculionidae
Source: the annotation of a GenBank genome assembly